Molecule: messenger RNA, 558 nt
Organism: Clonostachys solani
Lineage: Eukaryota; Fungi; Ascomycota; Sordariomycetes; Hypocreales; Bionectriaceae
Source: the annotation of a GenBank genome assembly
AUGGCUCCGACGGAAUCCGAGGUCUUGGAGAACUACCUCCUGCGACCCUCCAGCCUGAAUGCCAUCAUGACGUUCGAGCACUUCGCCGAGCGGUUCCCCCCCGCCCAGCGCGACAAUCCCCAAAUCCGGUUAUUGUGGCAGGAUCUCGUGGCGCAACGCGACAAAGCACUUGAAGAAGUCCAAUCCAACAUCGAGGCCGAGGCGACCCUGGGCCAGGCAAUGAAGAAGGAGCUGCUGAGGGUAAAGAGAGAAGCUGCCAAAGGCGAAGUAGAUGGCGAAGUAGAGCUGGAGCGAGCACUAUUCGGCAGCCUCUCCGGAGCAAAACCUGCGAAGCAUUCCCUCACCUCGAUCAUCCCCGAAGUGGACGGAGCCGUCAAAGCCCUCGACGCCGAGAUUGAACGACUAAAGAGCGAGGAGGCGGAACUGCUUGAGUCGACCAGGCAAAUUAUCGGCGGCCUGAGCGAUCUCCGCUACGGCAAAUUCGCCAAUGCGCAGAUCAAAGACGAAGUCCUGGAUAGUUUAACAGCGCUGCAGGACGUCUGCAAUCGCCCCUCGUGA